Messenger RNA from Xenopus laevis (African clawed frog), 3280 nucleotides. RefSeq names its product bromo adjacent homology domain-containing 1 protein (gene bahd1.S). Lineage: Eukaryota; Metazoa; Chordata; Amphibia; Anura; Pipidae. The transcript has 7 exons. The coding region runs from base 280 to 2670 and encodes 796 amino acids. The record is from RefSeq and is a predicted model, not a curated record.
UCCAGAUCCGCGGAUCCCGAGGCUGAUUCUUUCUCCGCCCCCUCCACUAUCACCUUGUGUUCUUCCGUCCCACCCUCUCCCGCAGCGCGGUGGGUGCUUGAGUGAGAUCGGAGCUCGCCGCUGACAGAUGCGUCACUUUGAUCCCACGGCCAUGGGCGGGAAGCUGGUGACCACACGAGGGAGGCCGAGGUACACACAGCAAUCAUGUUUGAAAAGGAUCAUUCUAUUUUCUACUGAAAAAGAGCUUCUAGACUUUCAGACCUAAGCGGAGUGGAUUUUAUGAUGGAUACCGCCCAAGCAGGUUGCACAGGUCCAAGAGCUUUUAAAGACUUACCUUGCCAGUCAAGGAUUUCCAAUGUGGGCAGAGGAAUAUUAAGCCAGGAUAUACGAAAAGCAUACCCGCUGCGGAGACGGCUGUCACCAGCCAUGAAUGAAAAGACAUGUACUGUUGUUCUCACCAGACUGGAGGAUGUGGCUGGGUCAUGUAUUAUGGAGGGUCAAAGUGGGGCCCAACCAAAUAUCUCUUGUUGGGUGGAUGACUUUGGCACGCUGAAGGUCCAUACUGGGCAUUCUUCCAAAACACAAAGGGUCACUUCAAAAGGGAAGAGGUACUCUAGGGUCACGUCUGAUAAUAUUCAUGAUUUUCCUGAGCCCCGGAAACGAAGAUUAGCUUCUCUAAAUGCAGAAGCUGUGAAUAACGUGCUAUUUGAAAGAGAUGACGGGUGUUCUCGAAAGAUUAGGAAGGAUUUUGGGAAAGCUAGUGAAAAUGGCAUAUCAGAUGAAGACUGGACUAGCUCAAAAAACCCAAACUGUCUUCUGCACAGCAAAAGGAGCAGGCAAAGGUACAUGGCAUCCAGCCAGUCGCCCGAUAAAGUAUUUGAAAGCAAUGUGAAGGUGGAGGAUAAAGUAGUGUCCUAUUCUCCAACUCCAAAAAGACUAGCAAGCCUCAAUGCUGUAGCAUUCUUAAAGCUCACAAAUGAAAGAGGCCAUCCUCUAAAGCAGAGGAGCAAAUCACACGAUGAUACUAGUAGACCUAUCACUGGCUGUUCAAAGUCCAAGCUAAAACCCAUUAAAUCACACAAGAAAAACUGUGUCCAGUCCAAAAAGGAACUGUUACAUAGGAAAGUUGAGGACCACCAUGGAUGGCAAGAAGGAGGUGACAGUGGGUUUUUGAAACCAGAGCAUCGCAACUCUUCCAAGUCCUCUGGGAAAACGGAGGGCGUUCACGUGGAACGGUCUUCAAACAACUAUGAUGGCUCAGAAUCCUUGUACCACAGACUGCCUUUAAUGGGGGGGCAAGCUUCUAUGAAACCAGAAUAUGGGAGACCUGGUGAGAAGUCUCCCACCCCUAAACAGGACUUCCAGCAGCCCUCUUUCCCAAUUCAGCAGCUUCAUCAUUUGCCAGUUCCAGGCAGUCUAACUGAUUGUGUAUGUCUGUGUCACCCCUCUGAUGUAACGUCCUUAGAUGGGACGUAUAUAUCUUAUGGCCAAAGUGGAUUACCGUACAGUGGGUAUUGUGAAUUUUCCGUGUACCCAAAAGAUGAAUUGUUUUCACAGCCAGUGCCCUGUGAGGAACUCUUAGUAUCCCAAAGCUCCUUCCCACCCAGUGGAAUGAUUGGGCAUCUGCCAUGGUGUAACUCCCGAUAUUCCUUUGGUGAAGACACUGGGACAAAUACUGAUAGCCUUUGUGGAUUGAGAAGACUCCCCAUUUCCCGGGUCACUAACACUCACGUGGAACAUAAAAGCUAUUCCUUUAAAAAGCCUAUUACUGCAGAAGUCUACAAAUCUCGUGACCAGCUCAGCCUAUCGAUCCCCACAGCUGGCCGUCCUGUGUCUCCGGCCCACCCGCUUUCUGGAUGUCCCGCCCCCAGUGUCCCACCUGCUGCCGAGCCUGUCCCUUACAUGCAGACCCCCAACUCAGAACCUCAGACAAUGGCAAUGCUGAAGACUACUAGAGAAUGCCCACAAAGCUCCAAACCACCCAGUGGUUCCAAGUCCGGCGUCAGAAAUACAACUGGCUGCUUUCAUUCUUCCAGCAACAAAACCAGCAAGAGCCACAGCCAUCCCAAACAGCAAAGGAUCCACAGCAGGCGCUCUACCAAUGGCUGGAUGCCCGUAGGUGCGGCUUGUGAGAAAGAAGUUUUUGUUGUGAACGAGCCAGAGCCAGCUCUCAGAAGGAGUUACCAGGCAGUUGAGAGGAAUGGCGAAAUCAUUCGAAUUCGGGACACUGUACUGCUGAAAUCCGGGCCCAGAAAGAAAUCCAUGCCCUAUGUAGCCAAGAUAUCCGCGCUUUGGGAAGAGCCUAAAACUGGUGAGCUGAUGAUGAGUCUCUUCUGGUACUACAGACCGGAGCACACUCAGGGAGGGCGCAAUCCCAGCAUGCACGAGAGGGAGAUAUUUGCCUCACGCCAUCAAGAUGAGAACAGCAUUGCCUGCAUUGAGGAGAAGUGCUACGUCCUAACAUUUGCAGAGUACUGCAGAUUUUGUGCCUUGGUAAAGCGUCGAGGGGAGGGCUGCCCAAACAGGAAAGCCUUGAUUGUCCCUCCCUCCGCAGAGUAUUCCACCCCCUCACACCGCAGGGUGCCGGAUAGCACCGACCCGGGGCUGGUUUUCCUGUGCCGGCACGUCUACGACUUCAGGCACGGCCGCAUUCUGAAGAAUCCGCAAUAGCAUCCUCUUCAGAUGUGAGACAGCGCAAGACUGUUUUUUAGCAUCUUUCCCAGCCGCCGGCCCUGCGUGUAUCAGGAAGCUGGGAGCCUCUUGCAGAAGCCUUCAGGCUCUGGAUUCAGGAACAGACACUGGUUAAAGUACUCAGCAGUUGAAAGCACAGCACUUCGUUAGAGAUGAGCAUAAAUUAAGAGAAAAAAAUAAAAACAAAACACACACACAAAAAAAAAAUAGAAAUUAUAUAACAUAUAAAUAUAUAAAUAUAAAUAUAUCUAUAUAUUGGGGGAAAAAUAAGCCAGUACAUCAGGUCAGGAACCAUGGUUGCAAGCUUGUGUAGGGCUUGUGUAGGGAUGUGUUAGUGCAUGGUUGGACCAAGCUCGGUUCAAAUGCCUUAAUAUGUCACACAGGUCCCAGUCAUCCCCCCCCCCACGCACAAGACACAAUACUCCCUCAUCAGUGUGGGGGCAAAAUCUCCCAUUAUUUAUAAAGAAAUAUUUCAAUUAACGGGGACUUGUUCAACUUUCAAUUAACUUUUAGUAUCAUGUAGAGAAUGAUAUUCUGAGACAAUUGCCAAUGGAUUUUCAUUUUUUCUUACAAUUUGUGGUUUUUGAGU